Aspergillus ochraceoroseus IBT 24754 is the source of this 2148-nucleotide messenger RNA. RefSeq names its product aromatic amino acid ammonia-lyase. Gene Ontology annotation, biological process: L-phenylalanine catabolic process. The coding region runs from base 1 to 2148 and encodes 715 amino acids. The transcript has 3 exons. Gene Ontology annotation, cellular component: cytoplasm. Gene Ontology annotation, molecular function: ammonia-lyase activity. The record is from RefSeq and is a predicted model, not a curated record. NCBI's taxonomy places the organism in Eukaryota, Fungi, Ascomycota, Eurotiomycetes, Eurotiales, Aspergillaceae.
AUGAAGACUACACACUUCCAGACACACCUCCACACUACCCUUCAGACGUGGCAGAGAUUGCAACGGCUGUUGGGGGAAGGAGAAUUUGAACUUGAUGGCACAAAGCUUGACAUUCCUGCUGUAGUAGCAGUGGCACACCAUAAUUGCAAGCCAAAAAUCACGAAAGACGCUGCUGUUCUAGAAGGGAUUAAUGCGAGUGUCCGAGUUUUGAAAGAACACCUCGACAAAGGCUAUAGUGUAUAUGGAGUCAACACUGGCUUUGGUGGGAGUGCAGACUCUAGAACAGGAAAAGUGGUCGCGCUGCAGUCCGGACUUCUCCAACUGACUCAGGCUGGCGUUCUGCUUUCAUCUGACAAAGGUGGCGAUGAGAACACCAAACUCGAUUCACACGCCAUGCCGGCUUCUUGGGUACGGGGCACCAUGGUAGUCCGCUGCAAUUCAAAUAUUCGUGGGCAUUCGGCUGUGACAUUGCCGGUGCUGGAAUCAAUGAUACAUCUGCUCGGGAACCAGAUUACGCCAAUUGUGCCCCUUAGAGGGUCGAUAUCCGCCUCAGGAGAUUUAAUGCCGCUAUCCUACAUUGCAGGCGUGAUCGAAGGGAACCCGGACGUGUAUGUCCAGGUCCAGCGGGAUGAAAAGCGUGAGAUCAUGAAGUCUAGCGAGGGACUGCAAUCCGUCGGUAUGAAGGCCAUAAAGCUAGGCCCGAAGGAAGGAUUAGGCCUGGUUAAUGGUACUUCAACAUCUGCUGCAGUGGCCAGUUUGGUCAUGUACGAAGCCCAUCAACUGGCCGUGUUGGUCCAAGCUCUCUCUGCUAUGGGUGUCGAAGCGCUCACUGGCACAGCGGAAAGUUUUCAUCCUUUUAUCUCAGCUGUGCGACCUCAUGAUGGACAAGUGGAAUGUGCCAACAACCUUGUUUCGUUUCUCCAAGGAUCCAAGCUCGCCCAAGGCCUGGAAACCCAGAAGGCCCUCGACCGUCCCGGCUUAAUCCAAGAUCGAUAUUCACUGCGUUGCGCUCCACAGUGGAUCGGACCUCAGCUGGAAGACUUACUCCUCGCUCAUCGACAGGUGGCAGUGGAACUGAAUUCGACAUGCGAUAACCCGCUGGUGGAUGUCAAAUCGGAUAGCAUCUUCUCUGGUGGGAAUUUUCAGGCCGUAUCGAUUACCUCAGCUAUGGAGAAGACAAGGCUGUGUCUACAGAUGUUCGGUAGACUCAUCUUCUCCCAGGCAACUGAAAUGAUCGACCCCAGUCUGAAUCACGGCCUUCCCACCAACCUUGUCGCAGAUGACCCAAGCAUUUCGUUUACGAUGAAGGGCGUUGACAUUAGCAUGGCGUCUUACAUGGCAGAGCUUGGUUACUUAGCAAACCCUGUUAGCUCGCAUGUACAAUCUGCAGAGAUGCGCAACCAGGCGGUUAACUCUAUGGCUUUGGUGUCUACUCGAUACAGCAUGCAAGCUGUGGAGAUCCUUUCCCUUAUGUGCGCUUGUGACCUGUAUAUUGCCUGCCAGGCAUUGGACCUGCGGGCUCUUCAUUUGGCUUUCUUAGAAAACGCCAAAACUCAGCUUCACAUCGUCACAUCCGGUCUCUUCUCCCAGUAUCUUUCCGAAUCGGAUCUCGCAAUCUUGGGCAACUCCCUCAGCCAAUACCUGACACAAGCUUGGCCCACAACCAAUCGCCUCAACGCCCCGGAUCGGGUGCAUUCAGUCAUAGAAAAUGCCCUUUCCAUCCUUCUUGAUACCCUGAAAUCCCACCAGGGCCCUAGCUUUGGAGAUUUGGACACCUGGAAGACUCAAGCGCGUGAUGCCUUGAACAUCGUAUACCAGGAAACCGCUGAUGCAUUCUUCCAGAAACAGCACACUGCGGAGCUUCUGGGAGAAGGAUCUAAAAUCCUAUACGAAACGGUCCGACGGGAACUUGGUGUGCCUUUCCAUCAAGGCUUUGUAGAGCAUCCCACUAUCGACAACGACAUGCUGGACGGCCGCUCUAAGAAAACCGUUGGGUCCUGGAUUUCGAUCAUCUACGAGGCCAUUCGUGAAGGCCGACUCCUGGGUCCUUUAAUGAAAUCGUUUACACCAGGUCCCGACGAUUUGACUGUAUCCAUGAACUGGCGGGAAAGCCCAAGUCCAGUUAGUUCUGGCACUGGUCUAGACUAA